GCACUUGGAUUGACCUCCAGAUUUUAUCGGACAAUCCACGUUUCAUUUCUCCCUCUUCCCCAAAACUAAAAAACGUGCCUAUCUUUCAUCGCCAAACAGAAAAAUUAGUGCGUUUGAAACUGGAAAUUCUGAUCUCACGUAAUAAUUAGUUUUAGUUUCUCCAAUCAAACAAACCUCUUUAAUUUUUGAUUCUUAAUUUCUAAUUCAAGUAACCUUUGAUCUUGGGGCCAUAGGUGGUUCAUCUCUCCUAUGGCCUCCGAUUCUGACUCCGCCUACGAUUCCGCCGCUGAUCAAAACCCUAAUUCUCUUCCCGACACUCCGAUCAACCACCAAUUCAACUCCGCCAUUGAUGAUCACUUAAGCUCACUCACAUUGACUCCCCUCAACGACGCCGUGUCCGACCUUGCACCAUCGCAAUCCUCGAACAACGUCUUAGAUGCGAAUUCAUUAGCCGAUCAAAUUGAAGCGAUUGAUCGGAACUCAUCGCCGGAAUUCGAGGUCUCAACGGUAGAGACGACGCUGGAGGUUGCUGUUAGUAGUGAAGUCGUGGUGGUGGUGGAGGAGAGAGAAAAUAAUUUGGAGAGAGAAAGUAAUUUGGAGAGUGAUGGAGGUGUGGUGGUGUGGAGGGAGGUGGAAGGGGAUGCGGUUGCAAGCCCUAGUAGCAGUGGUUAUGCAGGGGAGAGAGGUAGUAGUAGUGCUAGCAGUGCAUCUGGUAUUGAGGAGAUUGAAGAGCAUCAAGUGAGAGUUAGAGAUCGGAGUUUGGUCAAUGGUAUAGCUGACUCUCAACCGGCAUGGAUUCCGGGCAAGCGACACGAAAAUGAGGAUGAUGCCUCUAUUUCGUGGAGGAAAAGGAAAAAGCAUUUCUUUAUUCUAAGUCACUCUGGGAAGCCUAUAUAUUCCAGGUAUGGCGACGAACACAAGCUUGCUGGAUUUUCAGCAACAUUGCAAGCUAUAAUUUCUUUUGUUGAGAAUGGGGGUGAUCGCGUUAAGUUGGUUCGAGCAGGAAAGCAUCAGGUGGUCUUUCUUGUGAAAGGACCUAUAUAUUUGGUCUGUAUAAGCUGUACAGAGGAGCCUUAUGAGUCUCUAAGGGGACAGCUGGAGCUUCUCUAUGGUCAGAUGAUCCUUAUUUUGACGAAGUCUGUGAAUAGAUGUUUUGAGAAGAACUCGAAGUUUGAUAUGACACCAUUGCUUGGGGGAACAGAUGCUGUUUUCUCAUCUCUCAUCCAUUCGUUCAGUUGGAACCCAGCUACUUUUCUUCAUGCCUAUACGUGCCUACCUCUUGCUUAUCCAACAAGGCAAGCUGCAGGUGCCAUAUUGCAAGAUGUUGCUGAUUCAGGGGUCUUAUUUGCGAUAUUGAUGUGUAAACACAAGGUUGUUAGCCUUGUUGGAGCACACAAGACUUCUCUUCAUCCAAAUGAUAUGCUGCUAUUGUCAAAUUUUGUUAUGUCAUCAGAGUCAUUUAGGACGUCUGAAUCUUUCUCUCCAAUUUGUUUGCCCAAGUAUAAUCCUAUGGCAUUUCUAUAUGCAUAUGUCCAAUAUCUGGAUGUUAAUACGUACUUGGUGCUGCUCACUACUAACUCAGAUGCCUUCUAUCAUCUCAAAGAAUGCAGGAUUCAUAUUGAGGCUGUAUUAUUGAAAGCAAAUUUGCUCACUGAGGUCCAAAGAUCUAUGUUAGAUGGUGGGAUGCAUGUUGAAGAUUUACCUGCGGAUCCGUCUUCUCGAACUGGUUCUGCAUCUUCUCAUUUAGGCCAACAUUCUCCAGACAGAUUUAGGGAUACACGCACUGGUGUUGGUGGUCCCUGUGGACUCUGGCAUUUUAUAUAUCGCAGUAUUUAUCUGGAUCAGUAUGUAUCUUCAGAGUUUUCGUCCCCAAUUAAUACACCACAACAGCAGAAAAGAUUGUAUAGAGCGUACCAGAAGAUAUAUGCCUCAAUGCAUGAUAAAGGAUUCGGUCCCCACAAGACUCAGUUUCGACGAGAUGAAAAUUAUGUCCUACUCUGCUGGGUAACACAAGAUUUUGAGCUUUAUGCUGCAUUUGACCCCCUUGCAGACAAGGCUUUGGCAAUCAAGACCUGCAACCGUGUUUGUCAGUGGGUAAAAGACGUGGAGAACGAGAUAUUCUUGCUGGGAGCAAGCCCUUUCUCUUGGUGAUUUUUUAUUCCUUCACCAAGCUCUCUCACCCUAAGUGAUAUUCACUCUACCAGUUGAUUCCCACAUUCUGCUCCGACAGAAGUGCCGAAACUGUCCUCGCACAAUGAGUUCGGAAAUCAGUUUUGGAAGUGUGAAUUUUCCCUUCUUUUUGGGUAAUAUACCCCCCCCCCCCCCAACAUCCCCGCUUUUUUCUUAUCCCACUUUUUGCUCAUCUUUUGUGGUAAUUUUAUUAAUAAAAUCCCAUAGGUUUUUGUUUCUUUGUUGUAUCUAUUAGAUGUGGUUUUCUUUUGAGUACAUAGUGCGAAGCUAGCAACCUUAGAAGCAAGGGAUGGAUACUUGUAAUUUCAAUCUAUAGUUGUCUAGAUAUGAGAUCAAUAAUGUUAUGAAGUAGCUCAUCAUACGUGAUGGUACAGUUUUUGUUCUGUAAAAUUAAUUGAGCUGCCUAAUGCACAACAUUUUCAGGCAGCUGCAGGCCGCAGCCGAUUUACAUCUCAAUUCUAAAGCUGAAACCGAAUUUUCA
Beta vulgaris subsp. vulgaris (sugar beet) is the source of this 2671-nucleotide messenger RNA. RefSeq names its product vacuolar fusion protein MON1 homolog. Gene Ontology annotation, biological process: protein targeting to vacuole; vesicle-mediated transport. The transcript has 14 exons. NCBI's taxonomy places the organism in Eukaryota, Viridiplantae, Streptophyta, Magnoliopsida, Caryophyllales, Amaranthaceae. The record is from RefSeq and is a predicted model, not a curated record. The coding region runs from base 250 to 2151 and encodes 633 amino acids.